Molecule: messenger RNA, 537 nt
Organism: Pleurotus ostreatus (oyster mushroom)
Lineage: Eukaryota; Fungi; Basidiomycota; Agaricomycetes; Agaricales; Pleurotaceae
Exons: 4
Coding region: 1-537 (178 amino acids)
Biological process (GO): protein dephosphorylation; negative regulation of MAPK cascade
Cellular component (GO): cytoplasm
Molecular function (GO): MAP kinase tyrosine/serine/threonine phosphatase activity; protein tyrosine/threonine phosphatase activity
Source: RefSeq, a predicted model, not a curated record
AUGAACGCUCUAGACGAAAUCAUCGAUGGCUUGUAUCUCGGAAACAUCUUCUCCCCACGCAACGGACGCAUCCUCAAAGCAGCAAACAUCAAAUACAUCUUAUCGGUCACGCACGACACGAUCUCCCUACCCAACGACCACGAGAUAGUAGCUCAUCGCCGGAUUGAGGUAGAGGAUUACGGCGACGUAGAUAUACUGGAACACUUCGAAGAAGCCAACAAAUUCAUCGACACAGCCCUCCUUUCUGGAUCUAGUGUCCUCGUGCACUGCGUGCAAGGCGCGUCGCGAAGUGCAUCUUUCGUCGCAGCAUACCUGAUGCAAAAACGCGGAUGGUCUCGAGAUGAAGCCCUCCAGUUCAUGCGCUCCAAGCGGCCUGCAGUGAACCCGAACCAAGGUUUCUUGGAACAGCUCGAGGUGUAUCAGAAGUCUGAUUGCAAGGUCACUGCGGAAUCACCGGGGUACGUUGAUUGGGUGAAAAGGAGAGACGAGGCGUUUGCGAAGCAGAUGCAGGAGAUGCAAGACACAAAAGUGACUUGA